Molecule: messenger RNA, 1259 nt
Organism: Danio rerio (zebrafish)
Lineage: Eukaryota; Metazoa; Chordata; Actinopteri; Cypriniformes; Danionidae
Gene: lyve1a
Product: lymphatic vessel endothelial hyaluronic receptor 1a
Biological process (GO): cell adhesion
Cellular component (GO): plasma membrane; membrane
Molecular function (GO): hyaluronic acid binding
Source: RefSeq, marked validated
GAACACUUGACUCAGAAACACCAUGACACGAGUCUGCAUGGGGAUGAUGAUGAUGAUGAUUAAGAUGGUGCUUUUCAGUGGCCUGUUCAUGUCUGGUCUGGCGUUUGACAUGCAGCUUGUAAAAGUGCACCCUAAACAAGCCAUCUCCGGGGUAUCAGAAGCUUCCAUUGGGAAUCAAUAUGCUUUAAACGCAUCAUCAGCCAGAGAUCUUUGUGAGCAUCUCGGAUUGACGAUUGCAAACAAAGCACAGCUAGCAGAGGCUCAGAAACACGGCCUGGAGACGUGCAGGUUCGGGUGGAUCGAUGAGCAGAUCGCUGUUGUUCCUCGAGUCAAGGUUAACCCCAACUGCGGCAAUGGCAAGACUGGGGUUGUGGUGUGGCGUGCAGAUCCCAGCAAACAAUUUGAUGUCUUUUGCUUCAAUGUAACCGAUUUUGAGACACAGGCUUCCAUAAAGGUGCACCAAAUGACAACCGGAAAGCCGAUGACGACACGUUCAUCUGUGGCUCCUACUGCUGGAGUUCAUCUGAGGGGAAGCCCAUUAUCUAAACUCCCUUCCCAUUGGUCCAGUGUUCCUCGUUCAGCGUCUGCAGGUCCCUCUGUGGUCCACAGGGCUGAUGCCAAACAUCUUGCCCUGAGCAGUGGCUCCACUGAAGCUGUUCCUGCCGCUUUACUGAUCACCGUCACCUUUGCAGUCAUGAUUGCUGUGUUUCUGGCACUUUAUUAUGUCAGAACGAAAAGACCCUGCAAGGCCCAGUGUGAUGUAGAGCAGCAGAAGGAGUACAUCGAGACUGAGGUUUGGGAACACCAUACUAAAGAAGACCUGCAGAAAACACAAGAGGAACAGGUGGAGGACAAAAACCAGGAGGAGCAGAUGGAGGAAAAGAACCAGGAAGAGCUGGAUGAGAAUCACCAGGAGGAGCAGAUGGAGGAGAGACGCCAAGAAGAGCACAUGAAGAAAAACCAGGAGGAGCAGGUGGAGGAAAACGACAGUAGCUCUGCAGAACAAUGAUAUCCCUGCCUGUGUGUGUGUGUGUGUGUGUGUGUGUGUGUGUGUGUGUGUGUGUGUGUGUGUGUGUAUGUGUGUGUGUGUGUGUGUGUUUAUCAGGCUUCAUUGAGUGCGUCUCUUACAGAGGUGUAGUUAUGUAAUGUACAGUAGGUAAUGACACAAAUGUGUUUAUUUAUAUAGGGAAGCUUGCUGAACUGUGCUGUUUUUGAAAACUAUUUUUCUUCAUUAAAUAAUUUCUGAACUUUGCUUAAAA